Molecule: messenger RNA, 1386 nt
Organism: Rhodotorula graminis WP1
Lineage: Eukaryota; Fungi; Basidiomycota; Microbotryomycetes; Sporidiobolales; Sporidiobolaceae
Exons: 6
Coding region: 1-1302 (433 amino acids)
Biological process (GO): regulation of protein catabolic process; ubiquitin-dependent protein catabolic process
Cellular component (GO): proteasome regulatory particle, lid subcomplex; proteasome complex
Molecular function (GO): enzyme regulator activity
Source: RefSeq, a predicted model, not a curated record
AUGGACGUCGACUCGGCCGCACCCGCCACGACUACCACCCCCGCCGCCGCCGCCGCCGCACCAGCACCCGCACCCGAGACCGACAAGAAGAAGAAGGCCGCACAAGCUCGCAAGGAGGAGGAGCUCAAGGACCUCGCGUCCAACCUGCCCGAGGCCGACGCCUUCCUGUCGCUCCUCGCCAUCAUCUCGCUCCUCGACCACAAGCAGUACGACCGCGGCAAGCAGCUCGCGACCUCCUCGAUCGAGCACUUUGCCCAGCUCAACCGCCGUUCGCUCGACCAGCUCAUGAGCAAGCUCUACUUCUACUGGGUCCGCCUUCACGAAGUUUCGGGCGAUGACACGGCCGCCCUUCGUCCGACGCUCCUCGCCGCGCAGCGCACGGCCGCGCUCCGCCACGACGACGACCUGCAGGCGACGCUCCUCCCGCUCCUCCUGCGCAACUACCUCGAGCACGGCCUGUACGAGCAGGCCGACCGCCUCGUGUCCAAGACCCAGUUCCCGGAGCACACGGCGCAGAACAGCCAGCUCGCGAGGUGGUAUUACUAUGUCGGCCGCAUCCGCGCGAUCCAGCUCGACUACACGGCCGCGCACGCGUCGCUCCUGCAGGCGAUCCGCCGGGGCCCGUCCGACCUGAGCGCCGCGCCGGGCUUCUUCCAGCACGCGCACAAGCUCGCCGUCCUCGUCGAGCUCCUCCUCGGCGAGAUCCCCGAGCGCAGGGUGUUCCGCGAGGUCGUGCUCAAGAAGGCCCUCAGGCCGUACCUCGAGCUCGCCCAGGCCGUCCGCGUCGGCGACAUCCAGGCGUUCAACCAGGCCCUGUCGACGCACGCGAGCGUGUUUGCGGCCGACCGCACCCAGUCGCUCGUGUCUCGCCUGCGCCACAACGUCAUCAAGACGGCGCUGCGCACCCUGUCGCUCGCCUACAGCCGCAUCUCGCUCGGCGACAUCCGGGCCCAGCUCGCGCUCGAGUCCGAGGAGGACGCCGAGUACAUUGUCGCCAAGGCGAUCCGCGACGGCGUCGUGCAGGCGAGGAUCGACCACGACAAGGGCGAGAUGACGAGCCGCGAGGCCGGCGACGUGUACUCGACGGGCGAGCCCGUGCGCGAGUUCGACCGCCGCAUCGGCUUCCUCCUCGACCUGUACAACCAGAGCGUCAAGUCGAUGCGGUACCCACUCAACGCGCACUCGAAGGAGCUCGCGUCGGCGGGCGAGGCGCGCGAGCGUGAGCGCGAGCUGGCCAAGGAGAUCGAGGAGGGCGACUCGGACGCCGACCUCGACGGUCCGGGCGACAUGGACUCGUUCUGAGCGGCGACGGCGAGGCUGCUCGAGCGGGAUUUGUCGAUACACGGAGGAGAGGACGGAGUGAAACUCGCUUGUCCCUUGUGUAUG